UAGAGAAACGAGUGAGAGAAGGAAGAGAGAAAUUAAGGAGGGAGUGACUGAAAGAGAGAAGAUGGUGUCCUGGGUUCGGCUUUUGGUGUUGGUAGCUUUCUUGCUUCCUUCAUUGGUCGAGUGCAGAGUUCGUCAUUACAAGUUCAAUGUGGUGACGAGGAACUUCACAAGGCUCUGUUCAACCAAGCCCAUCGUCACCGUCAACGGGAGGUUCCCGGGACCCACCCUCUAUGCCAGAGAAGGUGAUACUGUACUCGUCAAGGUCGUCAAUCACGUCCAAUACAACGUUACCAUCCAUUGGCAUGGCAUCCGGCAGCUUCGCACAGGUUGGGCAGAUGGGCCGGCGUACAUCACACAGUGCCCAAUCCAGCCAGGCCAAAGCUACGUCUACAACUUCACCAUCACGGGCCAAAGAGGCACGCUGCUGUGGCACGCCCACAUCCUGUGGCUAAGGGCAACGCUCCAUGGUGCCAUCGUCAUCCUGCCCAAGCGCGGCGUUCCUUAUCCAUUCCCCAAACCCCACAAAGAAGUGGUCGUCAUAUUAGGUGAAUGGUGGAAGUCGGACGUGGAAGCUGUGAUCAAUGAGGCUCUCGGUUCUGGUUUGGCACCAAAUGUUUCAGAUGCUCACACAAUUAAUGGUCACCCAGGACCAGUCCCUGGUUGCUCUUCACAGGAUGGGUUCCAGUUGCAAGUAGAUCCUGGCAAGACAUACAUGCUACGCCUCAUCAACGCUGCACUGAAUGAAGAGCUCUUCUUCAAGAUCGCCGGCCACCAGCUGACGGUCGUCGAAGUCGAUGCCGUCUACACCAAGCCCUUCAAGACCGACACCGUGCUCAUCGCCCCUGGCCAGACCACGAAUGUCCUCCUGACCGCCGGUCGAAGCUCCGGCAAGUACUUGGUUGCCGCCUCCCCUUUCAUGGACACUCCAGUAGUCGCCGUCGACAACAUGACUGCAACCGCUACCUUACACUACUCGGGCAGCCUCGCUACAUCUGCAACCACCCUCACCAAUCCUCCUCCUCAGAAUGCUACCCCAGUAGCAACCAACUUCAUGGACUCGCUCCGCAGCUUAAAUUCGAAACAGUAUCCCGCCAAAGUUCCACAGACUGUGGAUCACUCUCUCUUGUUCAGCGUCGGCCUUGGCGUCAAUCCAUGCUCCACCUGCCCAAAUGGGAGCCGAGUGGUUGCAGAUAUCAAUAAUGUCAGCUUCGUCAUGCCCACCACUGCGCUGCUUCAAGCACAUUUCUUCAAUAUAAGCGGAGUUUUCACGGAUGAUUUCCCGGCCAACCCGCCCAUAGCCUACAAUUACACCGGAACCCAGCCGGCAAACCUCCAGACCAUAAACGGGACAAAGGUUUAUAGGCUCCGUUACAACGACACAGUACAGGUGGUCCUACAAGAUACAGGGAUGAUAGCCCCAGAGAACCAUCCCAUCCAUCUUCACGGCUUCAACUUCUUUGCAGUUGGAAGAGGACUAGGAAAUUACAAUCCCAAGAAGGAUCCUGCCAAAUUCAACCUUGUCGACCCCAUUGAGAGGAACACCAUUGGAGUCCCAUCUGGUGGAUGGACUGCCAUUAGAUUCAGAGCUGAUAAUCCAGGUGUUUGGUUCAUGCAUUGUCAUCUGGAAGUGCACACGACGUGGGGACUUAAGAUGGCGUUCGUGGUAGACAACGGGAAAGGCACCAACCAGUCACUCUUACCACCUCCCAGCGACCUUCCGAAAUGCUAAGCAAGCCGAAGGCUUCAGAUUUAAAGUAAUUUUGACACAUCUUCACCUCUUCAAUAAGCAAGGGUAUUGGAUUGUUUUUCUCCACCCCUGUUAAAAAACAGGGGGAGCUGCUUAAGCAGAGUUGAAUAAAACCACGAAACCUUUUUCUUGAUUUUUGUAGAAUCAUUUUUUUUUUCACAUUUCAAGGUUGUAAUUGAAUUCCUGAAUGAAACCAUGAAAUAUACUUGAUGUUUGAACCUGAACAAGUGAAGUGAGGAGUUAUUUAUAACAGCUGCAAUGGUUGACGAUUUUGUGUU
Molecule: messenger RNA, 2025 nt
Organism: Nelumbo nucifera (sacred lotus)
Lineage: Eukaryota; Viridiplantae; Streptophyta; Magnoliopsida; Proteales; Nelumbonaceae
Product: laccase-4-like
Biological process (GO): lignin catabolic process
Cellular component (GO): apoplast
Molecular function (GO): hydroquinone:oxygen oxidoreductase activity; copper ion binding
Source: RefSeq, a predicted model, not a curated record